Populus euphratica (Euphrates poplar) is the source of this 2360-nucleotide messenger RNA. RefSeq lists its product as uncharacterized. The record is from RefSeq and is a predicted model, not a curated record. Lineage: Eukaryota; Viridiplantae; Streptophyta; Magnoliopsida; Malpighiales; Salicaceae. The coding region runs from base 486 to 2126 and encodes 546 amino acids. The transcript has 3 exons.
AUUAAAUCAUGUCAGAUCCGCUGUACUCUCCUUCGAAUAAACCUCACGAUCAUGGUCCACGGACUGCAUUUGGUUUGAUUUUCGGUCCAGAAAUUAACCUUCUGAUGACUCAAAUCAAGCACAAUCAAUUCGCUACACGCAAAGCAAGAUUCUACCUCCAGUGAAGAGUUUUUCUCCUUUUUACUUAAUUAGUGAAAUUGUGACUCUUGAACCACUGGUGUGUAAAUGUUGCAUGUUUUCCAAAUGACCCUUGAAAAUAGUAAAACCAAAGAGCCUUAAAAGUGUUCAGCCUAAAUGUGAAUAAAUUUAGACUUGAAGAAGUGUGCGGGCUACAGAAUUUCUAAGUUCUGCAAUAGUAGAUGAUAUGCAACGAUAUGAUUGCUCAAAUGAUAUUCUUUAAAACUGUACUGUAUGAAUGACAUUAACGUCUUCUCUUUGUUUAACCUAGAGAUGAAUCAGCCAUUUCCUUGCAUUAGUUGAUUCUUAUGUUAUGUUUGGAUACAUGUCAUUGUGAUGAUAGUUAUGGCUCAACAAGCUGUCAGCAGAAUGAACAACAAUUCAUGGAGAACGAUAUCCCCCAUGAGAGUAACGGUAACGUGCACCUUCUAGAUGAGAAAAAAAAUUUCAAUCACCAGAAGGAGGAAUUUGUGGACGAUGAUGUCCAUCAUGAAAGAAAUAGGGGUGGGCACCUGAUAGAUGAGCACAAUUUAUCUGGUCAGCAGAAUGAGCAAUUUAUGGAUAGUGAUACCCCCAACAAGAGUGAUGGUAGCAGGACCCCGAUAGAUGUGAACAAUUCUCUCAGGCUAGUUAUGCCAGGUGAAACUGGUGAAGGUUUGCCAUAUGCUCCAAUAGAUUGGCCGAAUCCUGGUGAUAAUUGGGAAUGGAGAGUUGGAAGGAGGGUUAACUCCUCUGGGUGCUUCCAGGAUAGAUUCAUUUACCUUCCAAAAAGCAUUCAUGGAAAAAGGAAGAAGAUGUUUGCUAGCAAGCCUGCUCUUGAAAGUUUUAUUCGAACCGAAUUCCCAAGUGCAGAUGUUGAUGCAUUCUUUGCAUCGUUUACAUGGAAGAUACCAGCAAAAGUGCAGUCUCCAAAAGAAGUAAAACCUGCUCCUCUUCCUCUUGAGAAUCCUCCUGAGGAUGGAACUUUGAAAGUUCAAGAAGGGAAUGUAGAAAAUCCCCGUUAUGGUCGGAGGCAAAGGAAGCAGAUUUUACCCAAGUUAACUGAAGAAGCUGAAGAAAAGAAACAAAAAACACCACGGUCCAGCCAGAGGAAAAGAAAACAGGAUGCAAAACAGGAUACACCUACAUCGGCAUCCGCAUCUAAGCGAAAAGCUACACGUUCUUCUAAACGAUCUGUGUUUCAUGCUGCUGGUGGUGAAAUUGGAAUAACUGAGACUGAACCUGCAGUUAAUGUGAUCCCGGAGGGUUUUGAUAACUAUCUCAGUUCGUUAGAAGACAUUCUUACCCAACCUCACCCUGAAACCCAAGUAUCAUACUCUGCAAGCUCUGAUACUCUUACCGAAAGUGAUAUGGCUAAAGAUCGAAGCAAGCUUUGUUCCCUUCUAGCCAUGGAUUUUCCCACUUUGGUCUCUUCCAGAAACAUUUCCAAACUUACUAGUCUAGCUUCCAAACUACUGAAGGAUCCCACCCUCAGUGCUGAACAACUUGUUAAGUUAAAAUUGAUUGAGGAAAUCCCAUCGUACAGCGAGGUUUUUGUUGAGAGUAGGCAAACAAUAGAGCAAGUUAACAAUUUGUUUGGUAUCCUUGAGGCAAACAAGGCGAAGGUUAACUCUUUGAGGAAUGAAUAUAAUGAAUUGAAGGAAAGAGCAGACCAGCUCCAGUCACAGGUUGAUUCCAACUUACUGACCGUGCAGGAAAUUGACAAUCAAAUUUUUCAACUUCAGACCUGGCGAGGGGAGCUUGUUAGUACAAUUGAGAAUAACAAGGCAGCAAAGGUUGAGGUGGCCUCUGCUCAAGGGAUGGUGGCAAAUUCAAUUCCAACUGUUGUGCGUGAUAUUCAGGUUGCCAACUCCAAAAUCCCAGAAUGGGAGCUAAAAAGGACAAAUGCUGAAAAGCGUGAAGCUGAAAUUCUGGAAAAGUUUGCCCCUCUAAAAGGGUUUUCUUUGUAGCAGACAUUGUCUUUUUUCUUUUUAGGUUGCCAUGGGAGUCGAGGUAAUGGCUUUAAGCUUAUGUCUCCAUAUUGUUAGUGUUUAUUGACUUGCACCUAGAAACUUGCAUAGAGUUAUCUAGACUUUUAGCAGCAGAUGCCCUACAUGCCCUUUUGUACUGCUUGUUUCUGCACGGGAACAAUCCUAUAACAGUAACAUCUAUGGUUAAAUAUGAAUUGGGUUUAGGUGAUGAUA